This is a messenger RNA of Solanum pennellii, 1890 nucleotides long. RefSeq lists its product as uncharacterized. Bases 82 to 1725 code for a protein of 547 amino acids. Lineage: Eukaryota; Viridiplantae; Streptophyta; Magnoliopsida; Solanales; Solanaceae. Gene Ontology annotation, cellular component: plasmodesma; plasma membrane. The transcript has 9 exons. The record is from RefSeq and is a predicted model, not a curated record.
CCUUUAUUAUUCAAGAAGUUACUUUCCUUUGUUCAUUGUUUUUCCAACAUUUUGAAAGCAAUUAAGGAAUUCAUUAUAACAAUGUCAUGUAAAUGGCAAAUGCUACUUUCUCUUUUAACCAUUUUCAUCUUUUUCUCUAACUUCACCUAUGGAUAUGAAGGGGCAGACUCUCACUUUCAAUCAACACCUUUAUCAGAUGAAUUUAGGGAGGGAAGAAAUGAGGUAUUUGCUGAAGGUCCCAAUAUAGUUGAGGCUCCAGUGCAGAGCUCAUCGCUUAUAUUGGCUGCUGAGAGAACAUACAGAAAAGACCCUCUCAAUGGUUUUAAGAGAUAUAAUGGAGGAUGGAACAUCGAUGACCGCCAUUACUGGGCUUCUGUUGCAUAUACAGCCUUUCCGUUCUUUAUCACCGCGCUGAUCUGGUUUGUGAUCUUUGGACUUUGCUUAUUGUUCAUCUGUGUCUGCUCUCGUUGCUGCAAAAGAGAACCUUAUGGAUACUCUUCAAUGGCUUAUGCUCUCUCCCUCAUAUUCCUUGCGCUUUUUACCAUUGCUGCAAUCAUUGGAUGUGUCAUUUUGUACACAGGCCAAGAGAAGUUCCACAGCAGUACACUAAACACUUUGGAUUAUGUGGUGCAUCAGGCAAAUGUCACAGCUGAUACUCUCAUGAAUGUGUCUGUUUAUCUAGCAGCUGCCAAACAGCUCGCGGUGGAUCGAAUUUUGAUCCCUGCUAAUGUCCAAACAGAUAUUGAUUACGUUCAAACGAAGAUCACUUCUUCUGCUAGUACCCUUUCCACUAAAACAGCUGAUAAUAAGGAUAACGUAGAACACCUCAUAGAAUCAGUGAGAACGGCUCUUAUCGUUCUAUCUGUUGCUAUGCUUGCUUUGACAUUUCUUGGAUUUGUAUUCUCAAUAUUCGGCAUGCAGGUCUUUGUCUACAUCUUAGUUAUUUUCGGAUGGAUUCUCAUCACUGGGACAUUGAUUCUAUGUGGCAUAUUUCUUGUUCUCCAUAAUGUGACUGCAGAUACUUGUGUAGCAAUGGAUGAGUGGAUCCAAAACCCCACAGCUCAUACAGCUCUAGAUGAUAUAUUACCUUGUGUGGACUACGCCACAGCACAAGAAACUCUUACUAAAAGCAAAGAAGUGACUUACAACCUGGUUGAUAUCGUCAACCAGGUUAUUACAAAUGUUUCUAACAUCAACUUCUCUCCCAACUUUGCUCCUUUUUACUACAAUCAAUCAGGACCUGUGUUGCCAAUCCUUUGCAAUCUGUUUAAUCCUGACUUAACUUCUCACAACUGUGGUCCUGCUGAAGUGGACUUAAACAACGCAACUCAGGUCUUGAACAGCUAUGUUUGUCAAGUUUCUCCGAGUGGUGUUUGUGUCACGCCAGGCCGUCUGACCCCAACUCUCUACAGCCAGAUGGCUGCUGCUGUAAACAUGAGCUAUGGAUUGUAUCAAUAUGGUCCAUUCCUGGUUGACCUACAAAAUUGUGAUUUUGUUAGGCAAACUUUUGGUGACAUAUACAAUGUACAUUGUCCUGGUCUGCUGCAAUACAGCAAAAGAGUGUAUGUUGGGCUAGUGAUGGUAACUGUUGCAGUGUUACUUUCUCUUACAUUCUGGAUAAUAUACGCGAGAGAGAGGCGCCACCGCGUCUAUAAGAAAGAACAUAUAUCCAAACUUGAUGAAGGAGUUGAAGUUGAAGGGGAUAAACCUACUCAUGAAGAGUAAAAGCAAUCUGUUUCAUGUUGUGCAAUAGUACUAGCUGAGAGAUGUAUUAUUAUUAUUGUAACUUGUAUUGUUUUUUUGUAUAUACUGAAUCACUUAUGGCAGUUCAAAGAGCCUAUGGUGUAUUAAUUGUUGAAGUUCCCAAAAAGUUUUGAGGGGUUGAACUAU